Kogia breviceps (pygmy sperm whale) is the source of this 955-nucleotide messenger RNA. It is a transcript of the gene ZCCHC10, whose product is annotated as zinc finger CCHC-type containing 10. Gene Ontology annotation, molecular function: zinc ion binding; nucleic acid binding. NCBI's taxonomy places the organism in Eukaryota, Metazoa, Chordata, Mammalia, Artiodactyla, Physeteridae. The record is from RefSeq and is a predicted model, not a curated record.
CCGCCCCCUCCGAGGAGUUUCCCAAAACCCAGCGCGGCAGGCCUCAGCCGCGCUAAGAUGGCGACUCCCAUGCAUCGUCUCAUAGCCCGGAGACAAGCUGAAGCAAAUAAACAACAUGUAAGAUGUCAGAAAUGCUUGGAAUUUGGGCAUUGGACUUAUGAAUGCACAGGAAAAAGAAAGUACCUACAUAGGCCUUCAAGAACAGCAGAACUAAAGAAAGCUUUAAAAGAAAAAGAAAACAGAUUAUUAUUACAACAAAGCAUUGGAGAAACUAAUGUAGAAAGAAAGACCAAGAAAAAAAGGUCUAAGAGUGUAACCAGUUCCAGUAGCAAUAGCAGUGACAGUUCAGCCAGUGAUUCUUCAUCAGAGAGUGAAGAGACCUCUACCUCAUCCUCCUCAGAGGACAGUGACUCUGAUGAAAGCUCCUCCAGUUCAUCAUCUUCAGCCUCCUCCACAAGCUCUUCCUCAUCCUCCGAUUCAGACUCAGAUUCCAGCUCUUCCAGUAGCAGCAGCAGCAGCACAAAUAGUAGCUCUGAGGAUGAACCACCAAAGAAGAAGAAAAAGAAAUAGAAUUGUUCCAUCCAUGUUGGACUGAUGUACUAAAAACAUUAAUGCGAUUCUCAGAAGGGAAUUUAGAAUGUGUUAAGACCAAAUAGGUUAACUGAUCAAAAUUUUUAGAGUUCAGAAGUUUCUAAAUGUUUUGCAUUGUAAGAGCAUAAAGAGUAUUAAUAAUGGAUUAUAUAUAUAAAGACUUUUAUUUUAGGGGUGAAUCUUGUUUUUUUUAAUCUUUAAAAUAUAUCUCUAAAAUUAAUCAAAGCUGAAAUCUAGUAAAUCUUUUUGUGAUAAAACCUAUCUUUUCUCCCUGUGAAAUAAAUGCCAUACUUUGUUAUAUGUUAGUGCUAUGUAUCAGACAUGUUUUCAGGAUAAUGCAUCAGAAUAUCUAUCUGGCAGUGAA